AGAUGUGACAUAAGAUUAUGCUAACGUUACAGCCGCCAGUAGGUGAAAGGAACAUACACACUAACUUGGUUGCAGACAUAUUAAAACUGUUGAAGCAGUACUGUCUGCUUUCUUGAGUAGCCCACAUACUCGCUUGUUUAAUGUUAUAGUUAACGUUAAGAAGAACAUGUCGGUCAUUAGCAGUCUGCUUCAGUGUCCUCCAAGCUAGAUAAGUUGUCUGAAGUGUCCGUCAGCCUUCUGGAGUUGAACUUCUCUCAGUCUGAAUCAGAAGCACUCUAUUGUCAAGAGUGUCCACGCAAUCUCGAAAAUGUUAGCAUGUCAACGCUGGCUGCGACCUCAAAACGUAAACUUCCUGAGGUUAACCCUCCGCAGGCUUGCUGUCAAUCCAUGCACGAGAAACAUCAGUCUGUCAGUGGCACACAGUCAUGGGGCCUCCAUGCGCGCGUGGGUCAUCAAUCGGUACGGUACGAACGAUGAGCUGGCUUUGACGGAAAACCACCCGGUGCCCAGUGUGAACUAUGCACAUGAGGUCGUCGUCCAAGUUCACGCAGCUAGCCUCAAUCCACUUGAUAUAUCAAUGCGCGGUGGGUAUGGUGCAGGUGUGUUGCGCUUAAGGAGGGACCCCCGCACACUGUUGCAGAGAGGGGCUGAGUUUCCUCUGGUGCUGGGCAGAGAUGUGUCCGGUGUGGUCCUGGAGUGUGGCUCAGGGGUUACUCACGUUCAAGCAGGAGAUGAGGUGUGGGCAUCAAUUCCUCCAUGGCAGCAAGGCAGUUUUGCAGAGUGUGUGCUCCUGAAUGGCAGUGAUGUCUCUCUGAAGCCUGAAGCGCUGAGUCAUGUUGAGGCAGCGUCCAUCCCAUAUGUGGCGGGAACAGCCUGGUCAGCUUUGGUUACGACAGGAGGCCUGCACAGUGAGAACUGCUCCAAGAAGAGGAUCUUGGUGCAUGGGGCAUCAGGUGGAAUAGGCACUUUUUCUAUUCAGCUGCUGAAGGCCUGGGGUGGUCAUGUGACAGCCACCUGCUUCAAGGAUGGCGUCGGCCUGGUCAAGGAGCUGGGAGCAGAUGAUGUCAUCGACUGCUCAACCAUAGACGCAGCCUCGCAGCUAAGGACACACCAGAAGUUUGAUCUGAUUCUGGAUAAUGUGGGUGGAGAGACGGAGAGUUGGGCCAUGGACCUGCUGAAGCCUUGGACAGGGGCAAAGUUUGUGACCUUGGUGUCACCUCUGCUGCGGAACACAGAUUCUCUCGGCCUGGUGGAUGGAGUCGUGCAGUCAGGAAUGACUUUGCAUGACAAGGCCAUUAGGAGCGUGGUAAAAGGUGUUUUUUACCGUUGGGCCUUUUAUGUGCCUGAUGGAGUAGCACUGGAUCGAGUUGGUGAACUGGUAUCAUCAGGAAAGAUCCGCCCAGUUGUCGAGACAACCUACCCAUUCUCCCAGGUCCCUGAGGCCUUCCGGAAGGUUGAGACCGGCCAAGCACGGGGGAAAACCGUCAUCACCAUAGCGACCGAGGAAGCUGAAUCUUCCUCCUCGUCCAAACACACUGACGCCCACACCCCGACCGCCGUGACACACGACACUGACGUGCCUCACACUCACACUGCCAAACACACGUCUUCGCCCGUGGCAGAGGAGAAGACCCACGCCGCCCAAACACACACCCCGUCGCCCGCGAUGGUGGCGGCUGCGAUGGCGGUGGAGGGCCUGGCCGUGGAGGCUGUGGAGGAAGGCCGCGUGGAGACGGGACCUGCACUCGCCGAGGAGUCUGAGCAACCAGGGGCACAGGCAGAGGCAGAGUCGGCAGAGAUGGCACAGGCCACAGAAGCAGAGUCCGCAGAGGUGGCGGCACAGCCUGCAGAGAUGGCACAGGGCACAGAAGCAGAGUCUGCAGAGAUGGCACAGGCCACAGAAGCAGAGUCCGCAGAGGUGGCGGCACAGCCUGCAGAGAUGGCACAGGGCACAGAAGCAGAGUCUGCAGAGAUGGCGGCGCAGGCUGCAGUGGGCACCCAGAUGACUGAGACUGUGUCAACACAGGCCACAGAUGGCCAACUCCCAGUCACUCCCAGAGAGUGAGAGUGGAAACACACACACACACACACACACACACACACCCUCUCUCUCAUACACACACACACACACACACACACACACACACACUCAUACACAUACACAUACACUGACAAAUACCAUAAAGGGAACUGCUAGAGCAGGUUUCAGUGUUGACACAAAGUGAAAAUGGUACGAAAGCUUGGUAAUGUGAGGAAGUUGGAACCUUACAAGAUUUAAUGUUUUUUUUCCCUCUCUCUCUCUCUGACAGACAGGCAGACACACACACACACACACACACACACACACACACACACACACACACACACACACACAUACACACAUACAAUCGCCCUCACAAAUAGGCAAAUAUAAGUGGGGGCACACACUAACACAUUUUGGAUACACACACACACACACAAAACGUGUGUAAAACAGGUACUUUUGAGAUAGCUCGGGCGUGGGGUUCAUGCUGUCAGACACAUGAACAAACACAGCUCAAAUAGUGUGUGAACUAUCACUCUGACAUGGAUGUUUUGUGUGGUGUGGCUUAGUUUAGGGGCUUGUGCUUUCGCUCUUUCUGUUGGAUACACGCACACACACACACACACCACACACCACACACACACACCACAUACACACACACAAUCUUGCUCUACCUCAAACAGUGUAUCUUUUUCGAAGGCUCUCAUGGAAUCUGUCCAAACCCAACAGCCUUAUUUACUUCUGUGGUGGAGGGACCACCUUAUGGCUGGUGUGUAUGUUCAUGUUUGCCUUAAGCAAUAAAC
Molecule: messenger RNA, 2826 nt
Organism: Sardina pilchardus (European sardine)
Lineage: Eukaryota; Metazoa; Chordata; Actinopteri; Clupeiformes; Clupeidae
Product: reticulon-4-interacting protein 1 homolog, mitochondrial-like
Exons: 9
Coding region: 308-2065 (585 amino acids)
Cellular component (GO): mitochondrion
Molecular function (GO): oxidoreductase activity
Source: RefSeq, a predicted model, not a curated record